Nerophis lumbriciformis (worm pipefish) is the source of this 1338-nucleotide messenger RNA. The record is from RefSeq and is a predicted model, not a curated record. Lineage: Eukaryota; Metazoa; Chordata; Actinopteri; Syngnathiformes; Syngnathidae.
AUGGUCCUCCACACCUCCAGGAUUUUUGCUUGGCUGCUCGUCGUGUCUGUCGGCACUGUCUUUUACGUUCUAUUACAGGGAAAUUUGUCAUUAAGCGUCAGCUGGACUACUUUGGUGAAGACAACGAUCUCAGACUGGAAUCAUGAGGGAAAUGCCACCACCGCUGUCAUCAACAAAACGCACUCCGAGUUGGUGACCUCUAAGCAUGUCAAGGAGUCUGCAAGUAAGAUAACAUAUGUGUCCACACGUGCUGUGGCCUCAGAGACCCCCAUGCCCAUCCUCUUGAAAACAAAUUUCUCCAAACUUCCCUCGUGGGAUUUUGAGGACGUGUAUAACCAGGAUGCUGCACCCCAAAACACAACUUGCCGACAAUCGUUGAGGAAUUCCAAGGACGAGAACUUCAAAAAGGCUUUCCUUCCCAACAUACGUUUAUUUCUACACAAGGAUAACCUCAACAUGAGUGAAUGGAACAGACUCUCCCAUUUUAACAAUCCUUUUGGCUUUAUGGGCUUCACUUAUAAUGAUGUAAUAUCCUCAGUCAAGUUAAUUCCCAAGCCAAAGGAGCCUCUUCUUUCUCCAAAGCUAGACGGCGACGGUUGCAUCCGUUGUGCAGUGGUGGCCAACGGCGGCAUCCUCAAUAACUCCAAAAUGGGAAAGGAAAUUGACACGCACGAUUACGUUUUUCGGAUGAACGGUGCAGUCACUGAACAUUACGAGGAGGAUGUGGGGAAAAAAACAUCCGUAUUCAUCCACACUGCUCACUCCAUCACCGCGUCUUUGAGUUUAUUUAAGAAAUACGGCUACAAGUCGGUCCCACACGAUGAGGGUAUCAAGUAUGUGAUGAUUCCGGAGGGCAUGAGGGACUUUCAGUGGCUCGGGGGACUCCUCAGAGGAGAAAGGGUGCCGCUUGGCCCAUACCAAAAGAAAUGGCCCCGGACAUAUUACAUGGGGCAGUACAACGAGAGCAGGUUUUACGUCCUCCAUCAGGACUUCCUGCGAUAUGUGCGCAACAGGUUCCUAAAGUCUGCACACCUGAAUAAACGUUUCUGGGGAAUACUCCGACCAACCAAUGGUGCCUUUACACUCUUUCUCGCUCUUCACACGUGUGACACAGUGGACGCGUAUGGCUUUAUAACGAGAGACUACUCCAAGUACUCCAAUUAUUAUUUCCAGAGGGAUGUAAAAAGUCGUGUGACUUUCUUCGCCAAUCACGACUACAAGCUGGAAAUGAGAUGCUGGGAAAAACUGCACAACAGUGAAAUCAUCCGUCUGUAUCAAAGAAGCAAAAAGGAGCCUCCUCUUCCCCUGAAUGAUAAAAAAAUGCUCAAUAAAAACUGA